UGAGAUGUCAAAAUAGAAAGAAUUUGACAAAAAAUUAAAAAGUAUCAAACUGAUUAGUUAUUAAGUAUGCUUACUGUCAAUAAUUUAUUUUUUUUACAAAUAUAACAGUGUAUUUAUAAAAUUUAUUAUCAUGGCAUUUUUAGAGUGGCGUCGAUUUAAUUUUUUCGAUUUAAGAAAAGAAAUUGAUGGAGGAAAAAUAGCUGAAGCUCUUGUGGAUGUCCAAGUAACGGCAGCUACUAGUGGCAAUGGAUCUUUAAUUUUGGGUGACAAUGCAGGAAAUAUACAUGUUGUUAAGAGAACAUAUCAAGUAUCAACAUUCAAAGGUUAUGAAAUAAGUGUAACCCUUGCCGAGCAAGUUCAACAUUCAACGUAUCUUUUUACUAUUGGUGAAGAUGAUCCAGGAUGUAAUCCAACUAUCAAAGUCUGGAACUUUGCAAAACUUGAUAAACAAGAAAAUCCAACAUGUGUUCGGAUAAGUCGUGCAAUUCCAAGCUUUCGAGCAGUUCCUGCAACUUGUUUAUGCAUUCAUCCAAGUCUUACUUUAAUGGCUGUCGGAUUUUCUGAUGGAUCCAUUAUGCUUUAUCGUGGUGAUAUUACGAGAGAUCGAAAGAAUAAAAUAAGAGUAAUUAAAGAUAGUACUCCACCUAUCACAGGAAUGGCUUUCAGAUCUACCGGAAAACAAAAUUAUUUAUUCGUCGCAACAACUCUAAAUGUAUAUCUGUAUAAUAUCACAUUGAAAGAUAAAGAAGUGAAAACAGUUCUAGACAAUAUCGGUUGUGCUAGUCGGUGUUCAGUUUUAGCAGAGACUGCUCAAGACAGUCAUUUUAUGAUUGGUAGAAAUGACGCUGUUUAUUGUUACACGCUCGAUGGUCGUGGCCCUUGCUAUGCUGUAGAAGGUCAAAAAAUAAUGCUAGAUUGGUGUCGGGGUUAUUUAGUAAUAAUCGCUAAAGAAUCUGGAAAUGUUUCUAGAUCGACUACGACAAUUAGUGCUAAACCAAGUACGAUUGAACCUAUUCCACCAGGAGCAGAUAAACACACUAUUACAGUUCUUGAUAUACAGAACAAAUUUAUUGUUUUCUCUGCUUCUAUGAUAUCAAUUCAAGCAAUUUUAUCGGAAUGGGGCGGAUUUUUUAUUUUUAGUGGUGAUAAUAAACUUUAUCAUCUUGAUGAAAAGGAUCUUCAGCAAAAGUUAGCUCUUUUAUUUAGAAAAAAUCUUUACGAUGUCGCGAUAAGAAUUGCUAAAAGUCAGCAGUAUGAUUCUGAAGGUUUCGUAGACAUUUUCAGGAGAAACGGAGAUCAUUUAUAUUCGAAGGGUGAUUACAAUGGAGCAAUUGAGCAAUAUAUAAGGACAAUAGGAAAAUUAGAGCCUUCAUACGUAAUUAGAAAAUUUUUAGAUUCGCAGCACAUCGACAAUUUGACAACUUAUCUUCAAGCUCUUCAUAAACGAGGCCAAGCAACUGAGGAUCAUACAACUUUAUUGCUAAAUUGCUAUACUAAACUCAAUCAUACGGAUAAAUUGAAGGAAUUUAUUAUGACUAAAGAUCGAGAAGUUGAUUUUGAUGUAGAAAUUGCUAUAAAAGUCUGCCGCCAAGCUUCUCCUGAAGAUGCUUUAUUACUUGCAAAAAAACAUAAGAAGCAUGAAUGGUAUUUAAGAAUUCAACUUGAGGACAAGAAAGAAUAUAAAAAAGCGUUAGAGUAUAUGGAAAGUUUAAAUUAUGAAGAAGCCGAAUCGAAUAUGAAAAAAUAUGGAAAAAUUCUUAUAGAAAACGUUCCUGAUGAAGCAACACAAUUUCUAAAAAAACUCUGCACAAAUUAUCGUUCAACUGAUAGAACUUCAAUUGAUCAAAAUGUUAUAGAUACUACGAAUCUUGAUGAUAAUGUUGAGAAAGCUAAUCCUGAAGAUUUUAUUCAUUUAUUUCUCAAUAACUCGGAAAGAUUAGUAGAAUUUUUGGAGCAUUUAGUUAAAUGCGAUACAAGAUGGAGUACUUUGGUGUACAAUACUUUAGUAGAACAUUACUUACAUGUUUGGAAUGCUUUAGAUUCUAAAGUGACGAAACUUCAGUAUGAACAAAAAGUUAUUAGACUCCUACAAAAUUCAGAAGCUUGUUAUGAUAAAGAUCAAAUUUUAAUUCUUUGCCAUCAACAUAAUUUCCGAAGAGGACUUUUAUUCCUUUAUGAAGAAAAAAAGCUUUACUAUGAGAUUCUACAGUAUCAUUUGAGAGAAGGUGAUGAUGAGUCUGUCUUAUCUACAUGCAAGCGAUUUGGACAUCAAGAUCCUAAUUUAUGGAUUCAAGCACUCUGGAGUGUUGCAAGAAAUCGAAAAGCAUCGCCAAAGCUUUUGGCUGAUAUUUUAUCUUACAUUUCUUCAGAAAAACUAUUGUCACCAUUAAUGGUGAUUGAUGCACUCUCUACAUCAUUAACUUGUACCCUUGGUGAUGUUCGAUCAUAUUUAAACUCCGUUUUAAAGUCUGAGCAUGAGCAAACAUUACAGGAUGCUGAAUCAGUUAAUAAAUAUCGUAAAGACACUGAAAAAUUACGAGAACAAAUAUCAGAGAUUAAAAAUUCUACGAUUAUCUUUCAAGGAUCACGUUGUAGUGCUUGUCAUCAUCAACUUGAGUUACCAUCUAUUCAUUUCAUGUGUCAACAUUCUUAUCAUCAACAUUGUUUUCAAAGUUUUUCAGAAAAUGAGACUGAAUGUCCUGCGUGUCUACCAAACAAUAAAACAUUAUUGGAUAUAAUUAAAGCUCAAGAACAAUCUCGAGAUCUUCAUGAAACAUUUCAUAGUUUGCUUGAUCGAGCUGAAGAUCCAUUUUCACUUGUUGCUGAAUAUUUUGGUCGAGGUGUAUUUAAGAAACUUAUGGUAAUUACUGAUGCUGACAAACCAAUUCUUCCAGUUUCUGGGGCACUUAAUCGAAAUCCACCUCGAAAAAAUCAAGAAAUUAAACCAGAUUAUAAUGCAUUUGGACCAGGUGUUGAAGCAAAACUAAGAUUAGCUGAAGGAAAAAGUAAUUUAGUAAAAACAGAGAAAGUUGAUCAUUUUUCUGGAAAUGAAAGAAGAAAUAUGGGGAAACCUGAAGUAUAUUCAACGACUCUGGAAGCAAAUAUAAGUUCAACAAGUGGAGUUUCUAAUGUAGUGAAAGUUAAUCCUUCAAAAUCGUCACCUUUACCUAUAAGAGAUGCAAAUAUUGCGAAUAACAGCUCAAGAAUUUCACCAGCAAACAAAGCUUUUGUAACUCCAAAAACACCUAUUAUUCCAACGAAUCCAGAGUCUGAGUAUGAUGAAAGAAAAAAUCCUUUUGCUAAAGAUCCCAAUAAUCCAUUCGACGAAGAUGAUGAUGAUGAAGAUGAAGAUGAUAAUUAUAAUAAAAAUUUAAAUCCAUUUGCUAGCUAAAUUAAAUUAUUCAUAAAUGCUAUUGCAAUGAGGGAUUAAUUAAAAUAGAUGUACUGGAGAAUCUAGUUAUAGUUUUCAUGCUGUAUUCAAUUUUUAACAGCUAUAACUUGAUUUUUCAUUAUAUUUUAAUCAUUUUUUAUAUGUAAAUAACACAAGCUAAAAAUAAAUAAU
This is a messenger RNA of Chelonus insularis, 3562 nucleotides long. It is a transcript of the gene Vps11, whose product is annotated as vacuolar protein sorting 11. NCBI's taxonomy places the organism in Eukaryota, Metazoa, Arthropoda, Insecta, Hymenoptera, Braconidae. The transcript has 3 exons. The coding region runs from base 131 to 3391 and encodes 1086 amino acids. Gene Ontology annotation, cellular component: endosome; HOPS complex. The record is from RefSeq and is a predicted model, not a curated record. Gene Ontology annotation, molecular function: protein binding; protein-macromolecule adaptor activity. Gene Ontology annotation, biological process: organelle fusion; intracellular protein transport; endosome organization.